Molecule: messenger RNA, 174 nt
Organism: Cladocopium goreaui
Lineage: Eukaryota; Dinophyceae; Suessiales; Symbiodiniaceae
Source: the annotation of a GenBank genome assembly
UUCCGAAAGAGACUGAGCGUUGCGGUGGACAAGGGCAGCACUGAGGAGGUUGAGGCGUUGCUUCUGGAUGCACAAAAAGUAGGGAUGCAAGGCCCCGAGGUGAGAUGGGCAAGGGAUACCUUGCUGGCUGCAGAGGCAGCGGAGUUCCGAAAGAACACCGUGCGUCAGGUGGAG